GAUACCUCCAGCCGCAGAUGCCCGUUCCCCAGCUCAUGGCUGCCCAGGACGACUCAACACUCUUGGGCUUCCCUCGUGCGGUCCUGCCCUCUCUAAAGUGGAUCCACAGCAGAACAGAAGCUCAAGCUGGGCUCCUUUAGGAAAGGGCAAGUUCAUUCAGACCUCGUCUUUCAGCCUACAAGCUCACCGAGAACAAGACCUUUAGAGCUGAAGCUUUCAGACUGCUAGAGGAAGAGUAGACAAUCAUAUAUAAAGAUGGAGCAGGAGAUUUCAAAAGUGCAGCGCAAGAUGUCGGACCUGGAGUCGGUUUUGCAGCAGAAAGACGUGGAGCUCAAGGCUUCAGAAACCCAGAGGACCAUUUUAGAGCAAGACCUGGCCACCUACAUCACCGAGUGCAGCAGUUUGAAGCGCAGUUUGGAGCAGGCCCGCAUGGAGGUGUCGCAGGAGGAUGAUAAAGCUCUGCAGCUGCUGCACGACAUACGGGAGCAGAGCAACAAACUGCAGGAAAUUAAAGAACAGGAGUACCACGCUCAGCUGGAGGAAAUGCGAGUGUCUAUUCGUCAGCUGGAGGAGAACCUCUCCGCUGCUCGCCGCCGCAGUGACCUGUACGAAUCCGAGCUGAAAGAGUCUCGUCAGACCAGCGAGGAGCUCAAGAGGAAGGCUGUGGAAUACCAGCAGAAGAUUCAGAAGGCUAAAGAACAAGGCAAGGCUGAGAUGGAGGACCUUCUGACCAAAUUGCAGAAGACCAAUGCAGAGCAACAAGUAAAGAUCGAAGAACUCCAGGAGAAGCUUGCCAAGGCCGUGAAAGCGAGCACAGAAGCCACUGAGCUCCUGCAGAACGUACGUCAGGCUAAAGAGCGUCUGGAGCGAGACCUGGAGCGUCUGCAGACCAAAGAGGACUCCACCGACAGCCUGCGCAGACGUCUGCGAGAGACAGAGGAUGGUAAGAAAACCCUGGAGAACCAGGUGAAGAGGCUGGAGAUGGUGGAACGGAGAGAAACUAAACUAAAAGAAGACAUUCAGACCAAGUCACAGCAGAUCCAACAGAUGGCUGACAAAAUCAUGGAACUUGAAGAGAACUUGCGUGACACGCAGGCAACAGCACAGCGAAUGGAAGCACACCUGGAACAGAAGGAAAAGCUUUACGCAGACAAGAUCAAGGUGUUAGAGACUCAAAUGAAGGCUGAUUUGGCUGAAAAGGAAUUGCUCGAGUCCAAGCAGAGCGCUUUUGAGGAGGAGUCUCGCGAGCGGGGAAAAGUGAUCAGUGACCAGACAGCGACAAUCAAUGCCAUGGAGUCAAAGAUGACCAGUCUGGAGCAGAGAAUCGCUGAGCUGUCCGAGGCCAAUAAACUGGCAGCCAACAGCAGCAUUUACACGCAGAAAAACAUGAAAGCCCAAGAGGAGAUGAUAUCUGAACUCAGGCAGCAGAAGUUCUAUCUGGAAUCUCAGGCUGGAAAACUGGAGGCCCAGAAUGCAAAGCUGGAGGAACAUCUGGAGAAGCUGACACAACAAGAACAGACUAACAAGAGUCGAGUGCUGGAACUAGAGGCCAGACUCAGAGAGAUGGGUCUAGAACAUGAGGAGCAGAAACUGGAGAUCAAGAGACAGGUGACGGAGCUCACACUGUCACUGCAGGAAAGAGAAGCUCAGAUCAGCAGCCUGCAGGCAGCGCGUCACGCCCUGGAGAGCCAACUACAACAGGCCAAGACUGAGCUGGAGGAGACGACCGCAGAGGCCGAGGAGGAGAUCACCGUCCUCCGGGCCCAUCGGGAUGAAAUCCAACGCAAGUUUGAUGCCCUGAGAGACAGCUGUGCGGUGAUCACGGACCUGGAGGAGCAGUUGACGCAGCUCACGCAGGAAAAUGCCGACCUCAACCGACAGAACUUCUACCUGUCCAAACAACUGGACGAGGCGACCGACGAGAACGAGGAGAGGCUGCAGCUCAAGCAGGACGUGGAGCGCUUGCGCCGGGAGGUGGCCGACCGAGAGAUGCACCUCAACAACCAGAAACAGAACAUCGAGACGCUGAAGACGACAUGUACAAUGCUGGAGGAGCAGGUGCUGGAGUUGGAGACACUAAAUGAUGAGCUGCUGGAGAAGGAGAGACAGUGGGAGAACUGGAGAUCUGCCCUGGACGAGGAGAAGAAUCAGGCCGAGCGCAGAACCAGAGACAUACAGAGACAACUGGACAACGAGAAGCAGAACAGACUCCGUGCAGAGCAGCGCAAUUCUGAGUCUCGUCAGGCAGUCGAACUGGCAGUGAAAGAACAUAAAGCUGAAAUCUUGGUACUGCAGCAGGCCCUGAAAGACCAGAAACUCAAGGCUGAAGGUCUUUCUGACACUCUGAGCGAUCUGGAGAAAAAACACGCCAUGCUGGAGAUGAAUGCGCGCAGCCUGCAGCAGAAGCUGGAGACAGAACGAGAGCUCAAACAGAGGCUCAUGGACGAGCAAGCAAAACUGCAGCAGCAGCUGGACAUGCAGAAGAGCCACAUCUUCAGACUGACACAAGGACUUCAGGACGCGCUGGACCAGACGGACCUUCUGAAGACCGAGCGAACAGACCUGGAGUACCAGCUGGAAAACAUACAGGCGGCGUACUCUCACGAGAAGGUCAAGAUGGAGGGGACCAUCACCCAGCAAACCAAGCUCAUAGACUUCCUGCAGGCCAAGGUAGAGCACCCCUCUAAGAAGAAAAAGGGGCUUUUUGGCGGCCGCCGUCGAGAGGAUCUGCUGGCGGCGCUGGCAGCUCAGGGGCAGACGCAGGUGCCCGCUGUGCCCGCCGUGACCCCUGUCCCCCUGCAGUACAGCGACCUGAAGUCCGCGCUGGAGAAAGAACGUGCCCGCUGCUCAGAGCUUGAAGAAGCGCUGCAGAAAACACGCCUGGAGCUCAGAGAGGUUCAGUUUAAUAAAGCUCUGGAGCACAGCGGUACUCCAGCCACCCCCGGUUUGGCUCGCCAGCAGCUCAUGAUGUCCACCAAAUCCAACAAGUCCCCUGAGCACCAGCCCAGCAGCGGCCUGAUGUCGUCCAGCUCUGCCCGCAGGAAGGACGCUGCCAAUCCUGAAGAAAUAAGGAGAGUCACUUCUGAAAAGUACACCAGACGUGUGAAGGACAGGAUCCAUCACAACACUCCUCACCGCUUCACGCAGGGGCUCAACAUGAGGGCGGCCCGCUGCACCGUGUGUCUGGACACAGUCCAUUUUGGACGGCAGGCCGCGACCUGCAUCGAAUGUCAUGCUUUGUGCCAUCCGAAAUGCUCCCCGUACCUUCCAGCCACCUGCGGCGUGCCCACAGAGUACGCACUGCAUCUGUCCGAGGCCUUGUGUCGGGAAAAGGGAAGCACCUCCGGCCUGAAAGACGUCGGUGGACACAUGAGGCUGGAAGGAUGGCUGAAGCAGCCCAGAAAUGGGAAGCGUGGUCAGGGCUGGGAGAGGAAGUACGUGUUGUUGGAUGGAUAUAAAGUGAUCACGUACGAGACAGAACCAAGAGACGAGUCAGUGAAGCCGCUGGAUGAGUUUGAGUUGUGUCUCUCUGAUGGAGACGUGACUGUUCAUUCUGCUGUUGGUGCCUCUGAGCUGCCCAACACUGCCAAAACAGAUGUGCCAUACGUGCUGAAGUUGGAGUCAUCUCCGCAGUCGACGUGCUGGCCCGGUCAGACUCUGUACCUCAUGACUUCAGGAUACUCUGAGAAACAGCGUUGGGUGGCCGUGCUGGAAGCCAUCGUGGCCAGCAGUCGUGGAGCGAGAGAGAAAGCUGAAGCAGAUGCUAAAUUGUUGGGUAACUCUUUACUCAAGCUAGAAGGAGACGACCGUCUGGAUAUCAACUGCACCCUCCCACUGACUGAUCAGAUUGUGUUGGUGGGCUCUGAGGAGGGUCUGUAUGCCCUGAAUGUGAUUAAAAACUCUCUCACUCACAUCCCGGGUCUGGGAUCCGUGUUUCAGAUCCACAUCAUCAAGGAGCACGACAAGCUGCUGAUGAUCGUGGGGGAUGAGCGGGCACUGUGUCUGGUGGAGAUUAAGAAGGUGAAACAGUCUUUGUCCCAGUCUCACCUCCCCACACUGCCAGAGAUUGUGCCAUAUAUCUUUGAGACCGUCAAGGGCUGUCAUCUGUUUGCCACAGGCAGGAUAGAAAAUGGUCCAUGCAUUUGUGCAGCAAUGCCCAAUAAAGUCACAAUUCUACGUUACAACGACAAUCUGAACAAGUUCUGUAUACGGAAGGAGAUUGAAACGCUUGAGCCGUGCAGCUGCAUCCACUUCACCAGCUAUAGCAUCAUCAUUGGUACCAAUAAAUUCUACGAGAUUGAGAUGAAGCAGUGUGUUCUGGACGAGUUCCUGGACAAGAAUGACGUGUCGCUGGCGUCGGCUGUGUUCACCGGAUCCUCCCACAGUUUCCCCAUCUCCAUCGUCCAGGUGUCCAGCACUCCGCAGAAGGAAGAAUAUCUGCUCUGCUUCCAUGAGAUCGGUGUGUUCGUGGAUGCUUAUGGUCGAAGAAGUCGCCCUGAUGAUCUCAAGUGGAGUCGACUUCCCCUGACAUUCGCUUUCAGAGAGCCAUAUCUGUUUGUGACCAACUUCAAUUCACUGGAUGUUAUUGAGAUUCAGGGACAUGCAGCACUUGGGCCUCCCAGUUUCGUUCACCUGGACAUUCCUAACCCACGUUACCUGGGUCCGGCCAUAUCGUCUGGUGCCAUCUAUCUGGCCUCAUCCUACCAGAACAAACUGCGGGUCAUUUGCUGUAAGGGCAGCCUGGUGAGGGAGUCUGGGGAACUGCAGAGGACCGGUUCGAGCAGGAGCAGCCCAAACAAGCGUGGGCCACCCACGUACAACGAGCACAUCUCCAAGCGCCUGGCCUCGGGUCCCGGGGCCCAGGAGGGGCCGCUGCACCGCGAGCCCAGCACCCCUCACCGCUACCGCGAGGGCCGCACGGAGUUCCGGAGGGACAAAUCUCCGGCCCGGCCUCUGGAGCGCGAGAAAUCCCCCGGUCGCGCUGUGCUAGACAGCCGCAGGGAGAGGUCGCCCGGGCGCUUCGAGAGCAGCGGCAGCGAGAGAGACCGGGAGCGCUCGCGUCUUCACUCUAGCUCUGUACGCACCCAGCUGACGCCCGUCAACAAGGUACGCAUGAGACACUGCCACGUAAACUGUGUAUCCUUCUAGGGAUACAAACAUCAGGUUUGGCGAUGUUCAUGCAUGCACAAAUACAUGAACAUCCGCUGCUUAGUUAAAUUCCUUCUAGUUAUGGCCUCAAACAAGAUGCACAGUUAAUGCCCAGCCAUUAAAAAAAGUCUCUGGGAAAAGAAAUCAGCAUCCUUUGCAGCAGUAAUGAUGUUUCUGAGCUGAUCUGCGUCAGACAGGGCAGGCAGCCUGUUGAAGUGUUGAAGUGACCUCUUUAUCCUGGUGGUGGUGUAGGUUUGGGACCAGUCUUCAGUCUGAGAACGUCCCGGAGGGAUGACGUAAGAGCCAUCGUCCACUUCCUGCGUGGAUGGACGCGCCCUUUUAACAGGCGCUUCGUAAAACUCUGAACUGUAUCAUCUCAUGCCUGUAACCGUGAACAGAGUCAUGUUAUUUCACUCGAGUCUGGGACAUUGUGCUGCUGAUGUUGUAAAAUCUGUCCAUGCUGUAACCAUUCAUGAAGGUCCAUUGUGAACUGCAGUUUUUUGGCAAAAGACCCUUGAAGGAAUAUCUCGGGUUCAGUACAAAUAACUCUAGCGACGGCAUUUUGUGGCAUGAUGGCCAUUGCCAAAGGAAGUCAUUUUGGCUCGUCCGUUAUUUUUUAAAAGUAAAAAAUUGUGGUUACAGUAAGGCAAGACACUACAGGCACUGGUCAAUUUUGCAUCCAUAACUUGUCUUCUAUGAGACCAGUGGAAUGAAAACAUCCAAAAUGCACAUUUAACUCUUUAUUACACUUUGUCUGUUUGCAUCUGUGCAUUUCAUUUACAAUACAUAUCUCAAAAGGCGGUGAGAUUUUUCAGAAAUCUCCAUUUCAGCAGCACUUACAGACACUAAACUUUACAGUUUUAAUGAAGGUAAAUGUUUAUAUAACAUUUUAUUCCUAAAAACAUGGUGAAAAUAUUGUUGACAGUAGUUUCUGAUUUAUUGAGUAGUAAUAGAGAUAUCCAAAACCCCCUGUGAAAAAAAACCCCCAGACAAAACAUUUAACUCUAAUAUGUCAACAGAAUGAAACGAGAAUUUCAAAUCUGGCCUGUUCUGGAAAUGUAUCCAAAUUAGUUCAUAUUUAACUACAUAAAGAUAAUGUCUCCUUUGUAUAUGGAUCAUUGGCGAAUCAGGUUUUUAAAAGUGUAAAAACCAUAAUGGAGAUUAGAUUUAUUAAGUGUUAACAAUGAGAUUAUGUGGCUUUUAUAAACAAUUAAUACUGCUUUUGUCAUUUUAUACAAGAUGGACAAAAUUUGU
Molecule: messenger RNA, 6402 nt
Organism: Megalobrama amblycephala (Wuchang bream)
Lineage: Eukaryota; Metazoa; Chordata; Actinopteri; Cypriniformes; Xenocyprididae
Product: citron Rho-interacting kinase
Exons: 39
Coding region: 256-5148 (1630 amino acids)
Biological process (GO): actomyosin structure organization; peptidyl-threonine phosphorylation
Cellular component (GO): cytoplasm; cytoskeleton
Molecular function (GO): protein serine/threonine kinase activity
Source: RefSeq, a predicted model, not a curated record